GGGUCAAGUGGGUUCACACUAGGCCCUUUACUAGUGCUGAUAUAGCUCAAUUCGGGGUAUUUCAGGUUCGUCGACGAACACACAACGUUGGACGACACCUUAAUUUAACUACAAUUUUACAAUCUUUGAGAAGCACUCCAAUCUUUAUUUCGAACUUUAUUGUUAAUGGGAAAGAGAGCUAA
Messenger RNA from Dentiscutata erythropus, 182 nucleotides. The record is from the annotation of a GenBank genome assembly. Lineage: Eukaryota; Fungi; Glomeromycota; Glomeromycetes; Diversisporales; Gigasporaceae.